AAACAUCUCCAACUGCCUAUAUUUAUUUAUGAACAAUUCUCUCUCUCUCUCUCUCAUCACAAAAUAAUGGCUCCUUCUUUCACAGUAACUUCACGUUUUCAUGAAUCCUUCACCCGAAGUGCACUUCGCUCUUAUCUCGCCGAGUUUAUCUCAACCUUCUUCUAUGUCCUUAUUGUUGUAGGUUCUGGAAUGUCCUCAAGGAAGUUGAUGCCUGAUGCUUCACUGAACCCAACAAGUUUGGUUGUGGGUGCUAUUGCAAAUGCCUUUGCUCUGUCAUCAGUUUUGUACAUCGCAUGGGACAUCUCAGGCGGACAUGUGAAUCCGGCUGUGACAUUUGCAAUGGCUGUUGGAGGCCAUAUUAGUGUCCCAACUGCUCUCUUUUAUUGGGUUGCUCAACUUAUUGCAUCUGUUAUUGCUUGCCUUUUCCUCAAAGUCAUUGUUGUUGGAAUGCAUGUACCAACAUAUGUAAUUGCAGAAGAGAUGACAGGAUUUGGAGCAUCCAUAUUAGAGGGUAUCCUAACAUUUGUGUUAGUGUACACAAUAUAUGCUGCAAGGGACACUAGGCGUGGUCAAGUAAGUUCAACAGGAACACUUGUAAUUGGAUUAAUCGCAGGAGCAGGUGUGUUGGCAGCAGGACCAUUCUCUGGUGGAUCCAUGAACCCGGCAUGUGCUUUUGGCUCUGCUUCCAUUGCUGGAACUUUCAGAAAUCAAGCUGUCUAUUGGGUUGGACCCUUGGUUGGUGCUGCUGUUGCUGGUCUUCUUUAUGACAAUGUGUUGUUCCCUUCUCAGAAUUCAGAUUCAGUUAGAGGAGGAGUUUCAAAUGUGUAAUGUUAAAUUGUAUUUUACUGCUUUAGUUUUUAUAUAUCUGUGGUAAAUAGUUAGUUCUGCAUACUUUGAAUUUGAAUGUGCUGUACUGUAAGAAUGUUGGUCAUUUGGCCUUUUGUUUGUAACAGUAACUCAUUGUAUGUCAAAUAUUGUGAUUGAUCAGCAAUAAUAAUGAAGUUAUUAUUCUCA
Molecule: messenger RNA, 1014 nt
Organism: Lathyrus oleraceus (garden pea)
Lineage: Eukaryota; Viridiplantae; Streptophyta; Magnoliopsida; Fabales; Fabaceae
Product: probable aquaporin TIP5-1
Exons: 3
Coding region: 67-828 (253 amino acids)
Biological process (GO): water transport; transmembrane transport
Cellular component (GO): membrane
Molecular function (GO): water channel activity
Source: RefSeq, a predicted model, not a curated record